Molecule: messenger RNA, 2120 nt
Organism: Lingula anatina
Lineage: Eukaryota; Metazoa; Brachiopoda; Lingulata; Lingulida; Lingulidae
Source: RefSeq, a predicted model, not a curated record
UACAGCGAGGAGGUAAACACGGUGCUGGCCUUGAACUCGUACACCAGACUAAACCAGCCGGUAAACAGUUGCACAAAAUCUUUAAAAAUGGAAACAGCUGAAUCUUUCAGGGAGAAUCUUGGAUCCUUGAUAUCAAACGGCCACACCAGUAUCUUUAUCGCCGUGGGUUACGAGCUGAAGCUGUUUGAUAUCUUGGGGAAAUUUGAUCAACCGAAAACCUCACAAGAGAUAGCUGAUGCAUCCGAUUGCAAAGAAGAGUUUAUCAGGGCAUGGCUUCAUUUGAUGGUAACAGCAAAGAUUGUUGAUAUGGUGCUGCAUGAAGGUGACACCCUCUUUUUCUUGCCUAAACACAGAGUGCAGUCCUUAAAAUCAACGGAGGCCAAUUUAGGCGGUACGACCAAACUGCUCUCUAUGUAUGCCGCAUGCAGUGGCGAUAUAGUGAAAGGAUUCAAAAAGGAUUCAAAAGGGGGAAUAAAGCAUGAGCAAAUGAAGCAAUUCUUUAGUCAUUAUGAAAUGGAGAACAACAAGAAAUAUUCUCCAAGUUUCUUGAGAGAAAUUAUUGCACAGGUGCCUGGUUUGAAGACAAAGCUUGAAAAAGGCAUCAAGGUGUGUGACUUGGGGUGUGGAUCAGGCAACUAUGUCAACAUGCUUGCAAAGAUGUAUCCAAAAAGUAAAGUGAUUGGUAUCGACUUGACAGAUGAGAUCCUGGCUCCUGGAAGAAAACAAGCAGAAACAAUGGGCUUAAAGAAUGCCAGCUUUCAAACAGGCAGUGCAGAAAACUUGCCAGCAGUUUGGAUAGAGUAUCUGGACUACUGCACUGUUACCAAUGCAGUCCAUCAUCUGGAGGAUCCCAUGAAAAUGAUGACCGGGGUGUAUAAAGCCCUCAAGCCUGGUGGUAUAUUUUCCAUCUUUGAUUCCAACAUCCACAAUGAGCUGCAAGAUAACAUUGGGAAGUGGACAGCUAUACCACUCUAUGCCUUCAAGCUGAUUUCCACUGGAAUGGAUCAUGGCCAUGGGCAUGGUCAUGGACAUGGUCAUGCACAUGGGCAUGGUCACACUGUAGGGCACAAGAAAGCUCAUGGUCAUGGGCAUGUUGCACCUAAACAUGAUGCUGCCACCCAUGCCAAAGGUAGGAGAGGAAGCCAUGGAGCAGAUGUAAAGAGUCAUGAUGAGCAACAUGAUUCAGCUGGGGCUGGCCAUGUUGCAGGCCGCAGGGGCAGCCAUGGAGGUGAAACACAAGGCCAUGUUGAUAACAGCCAUGAUGCCACUGGGACUGGUCAUGGUAAAGCACGUAGAGUUAGCCAUGGAGACAAAAGUCAUGAUCCUCACAAGCACGUGGAGUCUCAUGCAAAGGGUCACAAAGGCAGUCAUGGGGCAGCUGAUGCACACAAGGGCAAAAAGGAGACUGGACAUGACGAUGCCAAGAAAGAAGAAUCAGCUGAAGCCAACUCUAAAGAAGUGUCUGCUGUUGAGGAAAACCAGCCAAGAUUCUAUAACCCUCAUGAGGGGCAUGGAAUCACCAUGGGUAUGGAGGUACCAAUGGAGCUGUUGAAGAAGGCUGGUUUCAUCCCCAACGAUCCAGUGCCAGUGCCGGAGACUAUGAAUAUACAUAUCGUUGCUUUUAAACCUAAUGUGAAAAAAGAUUGAGAUCAAAGUGUGAAACAACUGUUUAAGUUUGGUGUUUCAACUUCUAAUGAAAAACACUUGUAAUUGACAUUCUUUACUACAUGAUGGGCAGAUGUAGGUAGAGCCUGUUUGGUAUUCAGAGUUUGAUUUGUGUUUGGCUCUUUUAUCUGUUUGCCAUGUAAAAGUGGCUCCCUAGCUCUGCAUGCUCAUUUCAUGCCCAAAGCACAUUCCAUUAAAUUUUCUUAAAAAGCAAUAUUCUGUGUUAUUUGUAUGAAAUUGUUAGGCAAACUUUAAUGCCAGUGUACAUUGUGUUGAAAGAAGCACAUUAAGUUUGUACUUUACAUGUAAAGAUGUUGAGUGUUAAUGUGUUUAUUGCCAUGGGCAAAAGGUUCUAACAUACCUCUCUUUAAUGUUUGUUUUGAUGAGAAUUUGUUAUUGGAAGUUGCUUCAACUAAUUAUUGUGCCAUAUAUUCAGUAUUUGUUUGGUUUAAUAA